AUGAAAGACAUAGAAAAUAUGAAUAAUGUGACAGAGUUUCUUCUACUGGGACUCACAGAGGAUCUGAAGAUGCAGAAAAUCAUAUUUGCUGUGUUUUUCGUCAUUUAUAUCAUUUCUAUUGUAGGAAAUGUCCUCAUCAUGGUCACCAUCACUGCAAGCCCAUCAUUGGGAUCCCCCAUGUACUUUUUCCUCGCCUCUCUCUCCUUUAUUGAUGCCUGCUAUUCCUCUGUCAGUACCCCUAAACUGAUUGUAGAUUCACUCUGUGAAAAUAAGACCAUCCUAUUCAAUGGAUGUAUGACCCAAAUCUUUGGAGAACAUUUCUUUGGAGGUGCUGAAAUCAUCCUGCUCACUGUGAUGGCGUAUGACCGCUAUGUGGCCAUCUGCAAGCCCUUGCACUACACAAUCAUCAUGAACUGGAGGGUUUGUGGCCUGCUAGUGGGAGUGGCAUGGAUGGGAGGCUUUCUUCAUGCAACCAUACAGAUCCUCUUCAUCUUCCGAUUAUCUUUCUGUGGCCCUAACAUCAUAGAUCACUUUAUGUGUGACCUGAAUCCUUUGCUCAAUCUUGUCUGCUCUGAUACCCACACUCUAGGACUCUUCGUUUCAGCCAACAGAGGUUUCAUCUGUAUGUUAAACUUCCUCCUCUUGCUGGUCUCCUAUGUGGUCAUCCUGUGCUCUCUAAGGACGCACAGCUUGGAGACGAGGCGCAAAGCCCUCUCCACCUGUUUCUCCCACAUCACAGUGGUCGUCUUAUUCUGUGUGCCCUGCAUAUGUGAGCACAUGAGACCUGCAGCUACUUUAUCAAUAGACAAAGCAGUUGUUGUAUCCUAUACUAUGAUAACCCCCAUGUUAAUCCCUUAA
Messenger RNA from Diceros bicornis minor, 858 nucleotides. Its product is annotated as olfactory receptor 4C46-like. Gene Ontology annotation, biological process: G protein-coupled receptor signaling pathway. The transcript has a single exon. Gene Ontology annotation, cellular component: membrane. Lineage: Eukaryota; Metazoa; Chordata; Mammalia; Perissodactyla; Rhinocerotidae. Gene Ontology annotation, molecular function: olfactory receptor activity; G protein-coupled receptor activity. The record is from RefSeq and is a predicted model, not a curated record. Bases 1 to 858 code for a protein of 285 amino acids.